AUGUCGGACUCCUAUAAGGAAAAGGACGCUGAACUGGUGGUGACUAUGGCAUGGGCGAUGUGGUUUAAUCGUAACGAGGUUUGGCAUGGCGGAAGAAAGAAGAGUGCUGAGGCUUUGUUCCAAUGGUCUCAUCAAUAUUUACAGGAGUUUCAAGAAGCAAACCAAGCGGAUCCCAUUCUAGUGGUGCCUCAGGUUGUUGGGUGGUCUCCUCCUCCAACGGCGAGAUAUAAAGUUAACGUCGACGAUGCAAUCUUCUCGGCUCAAAAAUCUACUGGUGUGGGAGUGAUGAUCAGAGAUUCAAAUGGGCAAGUUAUUGUUGCUCUAAGCAGGAAAUUCAAUGCUCCUUUGGUUGCUCUAGAAGUGGAGGCUAAGGCGUUUGAAGUGGGGCUAGAGUUUGCACGAGAUGUGGGUGUCCAAGACUUCAUCCUUGAAGGUGAUUCUUUGGUGGUUUACAAUGCACUCUAUGGUUUCUCUACACCACCAUCCAUGAUAACAUCUAUUGUGUGGGGUAUUCUAAUGUCUUGUGGGCCUUUAGAUAGAAUCGAUUUUUCCCAUGUGAAAAUGCAAGGUAAUAGGCUUACACAUUUAUUAGCAAAACACACACUAGGUAUUGCAGAUUAUUUGACUUGGAUGGAAGAGACCCCUUACUUUCUAGAGCAAUAA
Molecule: messenger RNA, 663 nt
Organism: Quercus robur (English oak)
Lineage: Eukaryota; Viridiplantae; Streptophyta; Magnoliopsida; Fagales; Fagaceae
Exons: 1
Coding region: 1-663 (220 amino acids)
Molecular function (GO): RNA-DNA hybrid ribonuclease activity; nucleic acid binding
Source: RefSeq, a predicted model, not a curated record